Molecule: messenger RNA, 13191 nt
Organism: Acinonyx jubatus (cheetah)
Lineage: Eukaryota; Metazoa; Chordata; Mammalia; Carnivora; Felidae
Gene: OSBPL8
Product: oxysterol binding protein like 8
Exons: 21
Coding region: 6453-9050 (865 amino acids)
Cellular component (GO): membrane; cytosol; intracellular membrane-bounded organelle
Molecular function (GO): cholesterol binding
Source: RefSeq, a predicted model, not a curated record
GUUAGCCUUAUUUCCUGAUAAAGCUAUUACAUUGCUUGGGUGGGCUUGUGUCUGAAGUUCUUUAGCCCAGUUUUUGGCUCUGCCAGAGGACUCAUCUGUGAUAUCAUAUACAACUAUGGCUGCUUGUGCUUCUCUGUAGUACAUGGUGCUAGGCUAUGGUAGCAUUCUUGACCAGCUGUAUCCCAUAUGUCAAACUCUACUGUUGUGUCAUCAAGGCACAACAGUGUCUUAUGGUACUCUCUUGAAAUUCAUGAAAUUGGCCCUUCACAAAAUGCAGUUACAGGCUUGAUUUGCCAACACCAGACUCUCCCAGAAGUACUAGUGUGAACUGGCAUAUAUUAUUUCCAGUAUUUGGCCCGUUGGGUCUUGUUGCUCCUUAAUUAGCCAUGUCCAGAUUUGAAAGAAAGCCCUAAUUUUCAGUGUCUUAAGUGAACUUCCAGGAUGCAAGGUGUCAACUUUUUUUCUUUCUGGAUGCAAAGAAAGCUGAACAACUGCACCAUGCGGAGCCAUGGGGAUAAAAGCCUCCCUGGCAGCAGGUCCCAGGCAUAACCCGAGAAGAGGCUGAGGCUGUCGCUUACCAGGUAGCAUAUUUCCUUCUCAGGCCACCCCCUUCAGACUCGGAUACAGUGUUUCAAAAUUCUAUUUUUAAUGUGUGAUUGAACUGUCAGCAAAGUAAGGGAAUUAGUAGGAGGGGCAGGGUUAUUGAGAGUGGGAAUCCAGAGAAAUGAUGAGCUCUGCAACCAGCAUUUGUCCUGACUAGCACUUACUGUUUUCUGAAGGUCUGAAACUUGAGUUUUAGCAAGAAAAAGGGACAAAAGGCCUGCAGCCCAUUCAUGAUGGAAAUUUGGAUUGGAGAUCUCUCCAUGUGAAAUUACAAGUCCUUCUUAGUUAAAAAACAAAAAACAAAAACAAACUUGGAAAACAUACCCAUAGAAGAAGACACUAGUGUGUUUGCCUUUCUUUGAUGUGACUCUAGAUAGAACGGGGGAGAGAGAGAGAGACUCAAUACUUUGAGAAACACAAUAUACUCAUGUAGGCUUGGAGCCAGAAUUCACACUGUCUCUGUGGCAAAAACAAAAACAUCCCUCCAUUUAGUUGAAAAUGAUCUUGGGUUUUUAGUAUUCAAAGGGGCCUAGAAGAAUCAACACAGAUACUUGUUACGGGAGAGUUUUAAGCACAAGCCUCCAAAAAUUACAUAUGAGCUCAUAACUAAAAAUCAGUAAACAAAAUAGCAAUGAGAUAUCAUCAUGCACCUAUUAGAAUAGCUAAAAUCCAGUACACUGACAGUACCAAAUGCUAGCAAAGAUGGAAAAAUUAGGAAACACAUGAGGAGGCAAGGCACCGUCAGAAUCUACACAAACUACCUACCAUCCAAACCAAUAUCUGCACCAACUGGAAUUAUAAAUGACAGAAUGUGAUUUACUGGGUUGAAGGCAAUAUUGAAAGAUAAUGCUGGGAACCUUUCAGAAUUGAUGAAAGACAACAACCCUCUGAUUAAGGAGGCCUCACAAUUCCCAAGCAGGAAAUCUAAACAACAAUAAUAGUUUCAGUGCUAAUACUUGACAAGCAGGAAUGCUGAAAAGUAAUGAAGCAAGCAUUUAACUUAGUGUUAGAAAAAUAAUAGAAUGAACCUGAAGUAGGUAGAAGAAAGGAAAUAAUAAAGAUAAUAGACAUAGGUGAGAGUUAUCAGGAAAGAUAAAGUUCGUUGUUUGAAAAGGCUAAUAAAUAUCAAAAUGAGCAGGAUUAAGGGGAAAAAAAGUAGAAAUAUUUUUAGGAAAAAAAGACACAACUAAAAAUGUAGGCAGCAACUCUAGCCAAUAAAUUUGAAAAAUUAGAUUAAAUGAACAAAUUUCUAGAAAGAGUACUUCCCAAAAUUUAUUCAGUAAUAGGAAAUUCUAGUGAUUUUUAUUAUCUAAUUACUAAUAUAUAUUAUCUUUACAAAGACAUCAUAGGCUCAGAUAAAUUUACAAACAAGUUCUACUGAAUGUUUAGGGAAAAAUAUAAUUCCAAUAUCACAUUAAUACUGUAUUUCAUUAAGUCUAAAACAGUACCCCUCCUCUGACUUUAACAUCUCUGAAAUUGGGUUAGAUCUUUAAUUGAUAGUGUUUUGCAAUCUCCAUUGGCAAUUGUUAAACACUUGAUAUCAUCUCUGAAUUUGGGAUCUCUUUUACAAUGUAAUAAUAUCCAUCAGUCUCCUUCUCCUCAUAUUUUUAUGACAUCUCUGAAGUCAGGAAUGUAGCUGAUAGUUGAUGGCAUCUUAGAAUAGAAAUGGACAAAUAAAAAUUCUUGUGUAUGGAAAGCAGACAUUACAAAGAAAAGCUACAAGAUAUUCCUGCUCAUCAAUUUAGAUGAAGAAGUUCUAACAAAUUAUUAGCAAACUGUUGAAUCAAGCAAGAUAUAAAGAAACAAUGCAUUAUAACCACAGUGGGGUUAUUUCAGGCAUUAUAAGGAUGGCUUUGGUAUUAGAAAAUCUGCGAUUGUCAUUUAACAUACAGAUUAUGGGAGAAAAACUAUGUUGUCAUCCCAUUAACAAAAUGUAUUUGAAAGUUUUAACAUCCAUUAUGGUAAAAAAAAACUGUAGCAAAUUAGAAAUAGGAACAAAUGCUAUCUUAACCUUAUAAAGUAACAAUUAGGAACAAGGAAAAAGUGUGUACCAUCUACACUUCAUUACGAUAUUGUACUUGAAAUUUAGCUAGUGAAUAAUGUAAAAAAAAUAAAGGAGGAAACAAAAUUUAUUUGCAGCUAGUGUAUAGUUGUUUAUAUAGAACCUCUCCCAAAUUCACAGAUAAAUUAUUAAAAUCAUUAAAAAAUUACUGAAUAUAUGUUAACUCCAGUUCUAUGUACCAGUAACAAAUGGUUGGAAAGAUGCAGUUCAAAAAAUGCCACUUAAAACAACAGAAAAUAAGGUGUACGUAGGCAUACAUCUAAUAAAUCUAACAGAAUAUCUUUAUGUAGAAAAGUAUAACAUUAAGAUGAUGUAUUCUCAAUAAAUGGAGAGAUAUAUUUUCAGUUAAAUAGGCAUACCAUGUUUCCAGUAGGAAAAUUCAGUAUUAUUUAGUAUGGCACUUAUCAAAUUGAUUUUAUCUGUUCAAUGUAUUUUGAAUCCAUAUCUCAACAGGAUUUUUUCAUGAUACUUGAUAAGAUUAUCCUAAACUGUCUAAGGAUAACCAAGGGCAAAGAAGAGUGAAGACCCUCCUGAAGAAUCAGAGCCAGGCAAGGGUCAGGGGUUAUUUAGUACUUACCAUAAUGCUCUGGUAAGUUAGACAGUAGGUGUUGGUGCUGAAAUAGAGACAAAUGAAAUACAACAGAGACUUAGAAAUAAUGUUAUUCGUUAGAUUUCUACAUGACAUUGUGUUAAAGGCAAAACUAUGGAAACAGUAAAAAGAUCCUUGGUUUCCAGGAGUUAGCAGGGAGGCAACAAUGAAUAGGCAGAGCACAGAAGGUUUUUAUGGCAGUGAAAAUACUCGGGAUGAUACUGUAGUGAUGGAUACAUGUCAUUAUGCAUUUGUCCAAACCCAUGGUAUGUACAUCAAAAAAAGUAAACCCUAAGAUAAGCUAUAGACUUUGAUUAUGAUAUGUCAAUAUAGGUUCAUCAGUUAUAACAAAUGUAUCACUCUGGUGAGGGAAAUUGAUAAUAGGAGAGACUACAUAUGUGGAGAGCCAUGUGGAUAUAUGGGAGAUCUCAAUUUUGCUGUGAACCUAAAACUCUAAAAAAUAAAAUCUUAAAAAAAAAAAAAAAUCAGUGUACUGGAAGUAUACUCACCUUACCCAAACAUCACGGCAUGGGGCAAAGAGGAGAAACUUCACCAGUGUACUAUCAAGACAAGAGCCAAAUUCAGAAAAAAAAAAUUGGGCAGAGUUUACCCAAACAAUUUUUCCUUGGUUUACAAAGAAAUAGUACAAUGGUAUAGGACUUUUUGGGUGAUGACAGCUCUUUUAUAUUGAGUAUCCUGUUUCUUGUAUCACCUUUUGCUAUCACUUUUUGAUAGAAUAUGUAUUGUAGUACAGCCAUUUUCAAGUGGUGUCUUUUGAGGGAAGUAAGGCUUGUGGAAAAUAAUUUAAGUGAGUAUUUUCUAAGUUCUCCCAAGGAUUAUGGUGCAUGGUUAGAGCUAUUAUAGAUGUAUGGAAGAAAAAUUACUUCAUUUUGAAGAGUGGACAUUUUAGUGCACUAGCCCUAAUGAACCCUAAGUGAGAGGGACUACUCUAGUAAAUUAUUUGAAAAUAUGCAUGGAAAGUGAAUUUUUGGUCUUGCAUGUGUAAAAAUAUCUUUAUUUUACCCUAAUAUGUAAUUGAUAGUUUGGCUGGGUAUGGAAUUCUAAGUUGAAAGUCAUUUUCCUUCCAACUUGAAACCAUUGCUUAUACUGUAUUUUUGUCCUAAUUCCAGAAUAAUUGCUGAUAUCAGUAGCUUAAUCUGAUUUCUGAUCUAGAGGAACUUGUUGUUAUCAAUUAUGUGCAGAAGGAUUCUUUGGCAUAAAUAGGGCUGGUUCUCAGUUUUUGUCAUUGCUAGUUUGUGAUUUAAGCUUUGUGUGAUCUGCAAAACAAUGACUCUUUGUUAAUUUCAUGCUUUCCAGUGUCAAAUGUAUGUUGUUGAUGUAUCCUGUCCUGGAUACAUACUUGUGGGAUACAUACCUAUACUUUUUUAUGAUUUUAAAAAAUUAACCCUUUAUUAUAAUUUUAGUUGAGUUUUAGGAGGGAACACAUUAGGUUAGUGUCUUUAUUCUGCCAUUUUAAUCUGGAACUUUGCUAGAUUUUAUAUAUAUUCUCCAGUUUGAUCCUUAUAACAAUCUGAUAAUAUAGGUAGUAGUAUUUUAUAAAUGAGAGGACAGAGACCCACAUAAAUUAACUUAAUUGCUUCAAUGCAUCCAGCUGGGAUUUGAACCCAGGCAAUUUAAUUUCAAAUCCUGCUUAACCAUUACACUAUAAUGCCUUGAGAUGCAAGCACCACUGCAUGAAUUAAUUAUAAUUAUUUCUCUCUUGUCUAUAAUUAAUGGUCAUUUAUAUUUCAUGACAUGGAGAAAAGAAAAAAAAACCCUCAAAUCCCUGUUGUAGUUGUAAUUAUCAACCAUUAACUUAUUUUUGCCACUAAUUGAUUUUGAAAUGCCUUUGUCCAAGAAAGAUCACGUUACAUAAAGGAAAUUGAAUUUGUUUGUUGUUAAAUGUCCUGUCUAGUAAAGAGAAACAGUCUUGGACUAUACAGGAUGCUGUUGUAUAGGAGUGGAGAACUAGCCUGGAGCCAUAUGCAUAAUAAAAGGAAGGAAACUGAGAUCUUAUGGUAAAGUACCUAUAAAAAUGAACCACUAAGUCAGUUGUAACUGAGUUAGUUUUUCAACUAAGAGAGUGUAUUUCUAGGUUGGAACUCUGACCAGAAAAAAUUCAGGAUAUAUAGAGGAAGUAAUUGACUAGAGCUUUUUAAUUUCAAUUAAGGUAGAAUAAGGAAAAUGGAUUUUAAUAGAACUAGGAAAGAAUUCAUUGAAAUGUUAAAGGUUAGUUAUAAAGAGAGCAUAGUGUAUUGUUUUGGCUGUUGGUACUUCCCUGUAGAUUUAAUGAUGUGAGAUAAUACUAGUAACUUGGUAUUAACCUAGUAAAGAAAGAUAUUUCCAUUUAUUAUUGUGACAAUAAAGCUGCAUUUUACUUUAAAUAGGAGAAUUUUAAGUGGAAAAUCCUCAUUGGUAGAUGAUAUAUUUUGAAAAGUUUAAAUGCAGUGAAGAUGAACUAUAGCAGCUCAUUAUCUGUUUCAAGGAAAAUGUAUUGGAGCAUUCAGCAUUAUUAUGGUGUCUUUUCAAUCUUUUCUGUUGAUUGGUUUGCAGUAACGCUGUCAGUGACUCCUGUAUCUUUGCUAGAGGUAAAACUUAAAUAUUUAUUUUCUGCUUUAGCUGUUAGAAUCCAUCAAAAUUGCACUUGAAAGAGUAUCUUUCCUUAUGAAUUCUUAAUCAUGGCUGAGGCAAGCAGUAAGUUAGAUAUAGAUCUAGAGGUGUCAGGAAAGAUAAACAGUGUUGUGUUUAUAUCCAUUUCUAAAGUAAGCAAAAACUAGAAAGAAUCGGAAGAGGUGGGAAGUGUGGCGGAUACUACAAAAACAUAACGGAUGUGAGAAAAGGGUUGCAUUUUACUUCAUCCUGAAUCUCUAAGUAUUGAUCUUGCUUUGUUUUACUAAGACACCAAUUCAGUUCAGGGCAUUGCUGGUUUGAUAAAAAGGAGAAACAUUAGGGGAAUAGCCUUUCUUGUUUAUCAGUUCAUUAAAAAAAGAAAAAACCCACUAGCAUGGCUUAAUGCCUUUUCUGUUUAUUGCUGAUCUGACAGUCUCUGGUCCUUCUCCUUUGCUGUUAAAUGUGUGUGUCCUUUGUUUGUGCUGGUGGGUUUCGCUACAUUUGGAUUUGAGAGAAAAGCCUCUUGUUGCUGUACUGAUCUAAUUAGCCUUCUGGGUGAACGUAUACGUUAAAUAGACCUUCUAAGCCAUGAAAGAAGAGAGCUCACAACAACGUAGAUUUUCUUCUUGUACUGUGUUUUCGCCUGUUUUAUUUCCUCCACGAAUUGAUGGCCGAAAGCUUGUCCGGAAUGCUUCAUUUGGAGGAUACAAUGAACUUUCUCCUUCAUUGCCAGGUUUGGACAGAGGAAAGGAAGACAUUUCUCAAAAUAAAGAUGAAUCUUCACUUUCUAUGUCAAAGAGCAAGUCUGAAUCUAAACUUUAUAAUGGCUCGGAGAAGGAUAGUUCAGCUUCAAGCAAGCUCACAAAAAAAGAAUCUCUCAAGGUGCAAAAGAAAAAUUACCGAGAAGAAAAGAAAAGAGCCACAAAGGAGUUACUCAGUACAAUCACAGAUCCUUCUGUUAUUGUUAUGGCUGAUUGGUUGAAGAUUCGUGGUACUUUAAAGAGUUGGACCAAGUUGUGGUGUGUUUUGAAACCUGGGGUGCUACUGAUUUAUAAAACCCAGAAAAAUGGUCAGUGGGUAGGAACAGUCCUUCUGAAUGCCUGUGAAAUCAUUGAGCGUCCAUCAAAAAAGGACGGCUUUUGUUUCAAACUUUUUCAUCCUUUGGAGCAGUCUAUUUGGGCAGUGAAGGGCCCCAAAGGCGAAGCAGUUGGAUCUAUAACUCAACCCUUACCUAGCAGUUACUUGAUCAUCCGAGCUACUUCAGAGUCAGAUGGAAGGUGCUGGAUGGAUGCUUUGGAGUUGGCCUUGAAAUGUUCUAGUCUUCUUAAACGUACAAUGAUCAGAGAAGGAAAGGAACAUGACCUGAGCAUUUCAUCAGAGAGCACACAUGUGACUUUGUAUGGCUUAUUACGUGCUAACAAUCUCCACAGUGGUGACAACUUUCAGUUAAAUGAUAGUGAAAUUGAACGGCAGCAUUUUAAGGACCAAGAUAUGUAUUCUGAUAAAUCUGAUAAAGAAAAUGAUCAAGAACAUGAUGAGUCUGACAAUGAGGUGAUGGGGAAAAGUGAAGAAAGUGACACAGAUACAUCCGAAAGGCAAGAUGACUCUUAUAUCGAACCUGAGCCCGUGGAGCCUUUAAAGGAGACUACCUACACUGAACAGAGCCAUGAAGAACUAGGAGAGGCAGGUGAGGCUUCUCAAACAGAAACUGUGUCUGAAGAAAACAAAAGCCUUAUCUGGACACUGUUGAAACAAGUCCGUCCUGGCAUGGACCUGUCCAGGGUGGUUCUGCCGACAUUUAUUUUGGAACCUCGUUCUUUCCUGGAUAAACUUUCAGAUUAUUACUAUCAUGCAGAUUUCUUAUCUGAGGCUGCUCUUGAAGAAAAUCCUUACUUCCGUUUGAAGAAAGUAGUGAAAUGGUAUUUGUCAGGAUUCUAUAAAAAGCCAAAGGGACUGAAGAAGCCUUACAAUCCUAUACUUGGUGAGACUUUCCGUUGUUUGUGGAUUCAUCCCAGAACAAACAGCAAAACAUUUUAUAUUGCUGAACAGGUAUCCCAUCAUCCACCAAUAUCUGCCUUUUAUGUUAGUAACCGAAAGGAUGGAUUUUGCCUUAGUGGUAGUAUCCUGGCUAAGUCCAAGUUCUAUGGAAAUUCAUUAUCCGCAAUAUUAGAAGGAGAAGCACGAUUAACUUUCUUGAAUAGAGGCGAAGAUUAUGUCAUGACAAUGCCGUAUGCUCAUUGUAAAGGAAUUCUUUAUGGCACAAUGACACUGGAGCUUGGUGGAAUCGUCAAUAUUACGUGUCAAAAAACUGGAUACAGUGCAAUACUUGAAUUCAAACUAAAGCCAUUUCUAGGUAGCAGUGACUGUGUUAAUCAAAUAUCAGGGAAACUUAAAUUGGGAAAAGAAGUCCUAGCUACUUUGGAAGGCCAUUGGGACAGUGAAGUUUUUAUUAAUGACAAAAAGACUGAUAAUUCAGAGGUCUUCUGGAAUCCAACACCAGACAUUAAGCAGUGGAGAUUAAUAAGGCACACUGUAAAAUUUGAAGAGCAGGGAGAUUUUGAAUCAGAGAAACUCUGGCAGCGGGUAACUCGAGCCAUAAAUGCCAAAGACCAAACAGAAGCUACUCAAGAGAAGUACGUUUUAGAAGAAGCUCAAAGACAAGCUGCCAGAGAUCGGAAAACAAAAAGUGAAGAGUGGGCGUGCAGGUUAUUUGAGCUUGAUUCACUCACAGGAGAAUGGCAUUACAAGUUUGCAGAUACUAGACCGUGGGACCCACUUAAUGAUAUGAUACAGUUUGAAAAAGAUGGUGUUAUCCAGACCAAAGUGAAACAUCGCACUCCAAUGGUUAGUGUCCCAAAAAUGAAACAUAAGCCAACCAGGCAACAGAAGAAAGUGGCAAAAGGCUAUUCUUCCCCAGAACCUGAUAUCCAAGACUCAUCUGGAAGUGAAGCUCAAUCAGUAAAACCAAAUACAAGAAGAAAGAAAGGGAUAGAACUGGGAGACAUUCAAAAUUCCAUCGAAUCUAUAAAACAAACGCAGGAAGAAAUUAAAAGAAAUAUUAUGGCUCUUCGAAAUCAUUUAAUUUCAAGCACACCUGCCACAGAUUAUUUUCUGCAACAAAAAGACUACUUCAUCAUUUUCCUCCUGAUUUUGCUUCAAGUCAUAAUAAACUUCAUGUUUAAGUAGAAGUUCCUUACAGUUGAAUCAAUGAACUGGAAUGAUCAAAUUUAGCCUGGGACCAAUGUUCAAGUUGGUUUGGUCUUUGUUAAAAUGUCACAAUAUUUCUAAAACAAAAAUCUUAGAGAUAAAUGUAGAGGUAUUGACCUUUCAUACCUUUUUUCCUUAACCUGAAAUAAGAACUCUUGGUCAUUAAAGUGAGCUAUGUGUUAAGUGCCAGAACAUUUCUAGCUUUUGUGACAGUGUGUUUACAUGUGAGUAUAAUAAGUCCACAUGUACACACAAUUGUGUCUUAUGUAUACCUGACAGUAGUCUUUGUAUUCUAUAGUGUGUUCUGAGAUAUAACAUUAACAUUCAUAACAAAAAUGCUAUCAAUCUUAUAAAAUAUAUACAUAGCAAUCUAUUUUCUUCAUACAACAGGCACAAGACUUUUAUCAAUAAGGAAUUACAGAAUGGGAAAUGAUGGCAUAAUAGACAUAUUAUAAAUAGUUCAAAACACUGUCCUGUUAGAAAUAUAAUUUCCAAAGCACCCAGCUCAAUUGUGUUCUUAAAAACAGCAAGAAAAAAGUGUAGUUGAAAUUGGUGUACUGAGAGAGACAAGGUGGCAGAUUGCUUUUUUAAAGGUUUACACACAGUUUUUUUAACCCCUAGAAUUUUAAUAUUUAUAGAGACAGGUAUAAAUCUGUGUGUGUUUAUCGACAUAAAAAAACCGAUAUGCAGCUAUUUGGAUCUAUUGAUUAUAUCUUUCUUAUACCUAUAUAAUACCACCUUAAGCACUUGCUUAAAAAAUUGUGGUCAAAAUUGCUGUCCUUUUUUCUUAUUUUUGUUUCUUGUAACCCUGUUGGUCCAGUAGCAUAGGCCAAAUUCUAGAGUUGUUUAUAGGGCAUAUGAUAAUUCAUGUUUUUCAUUAUGAAAAACUUAUUUUAGCUUUCGUUUAGAACUCAGUGUAUUCAGUGAGUAAAUAGAAUAGAAAAAAUUAUAACCAAUAUUUUACUUCAAAAGCCAAAUAAGAGAAAGGCAGUAAGAAAAACUUUGUGUCGUAGCAUUUAUGUGUACAUUAAAAUUUAUUUCUUUAAAAUGUGCAAUAAGUUGAGCAUCUAAGAAGAGCAUCAAGUUCUGAGGUUUAAUUCUUUAUUCCUCUGUUCUCAGUAACUUCAUUCUGUGACAAACCACACUUCAAGAUUUUUUUUGUUCAGACUCAGGCACACUUUUUCCUAAUUUUUUUUCAGGUUAAUAUUUUAAUGUUUGUCAUAAAUAUUUAUAGCCCUCAGAAGCAAUUUUUGCAAAUGUAGCUAAGUUUAGGAACAUGUUGUCCCAAGAUAUGUCUUAGAAUCCUGAAAGUAUACCUUUCGGAAUGGUUAUUAAUGAAAAGUCAGAAUAAUUAUUCUGGCUACAUUUGCCUUUGACUAAGAAGAGACUGUGAGACACUAGCAAAAUUACAAUCAACUGUUUAUGCCAAGAUAUAUACAGUCAAGGAAUGAUUGCUAAAUUACAAAAAUUGAAAGUGAUAAAGAGCCUGCUUUUUUUCUCCCUUACCAAUUUAGCUAUCUUAAUAGUCUUCGGUUUUAAGAAGAGCCAUAUAGUUUGGGCAAAAUAAUGCUGUAUUCCAUAUGUACAUGUGAAAGCACUUUUUUAAAUUGACUGAAAUAUAAAUAAGAUGUACCUAUACCUGGUAUAAGUAUAGAUAUGUCUACACUAGAACAGGUGAGAUUUGUUUGUAUUUCAUACUUGUGUCGUUUUUGUCCUCACUCUCUGUUACCAAUGUCAUGCUCAACUGCCUAUUGAUUGAUAUAUGAUAUUUUGUAAAUAUUGUACAAUUUGAUCCUUUUUAUGGUUUCAAUUAGUAUUUAUAUAUAAGUUGAUUGGCUGAUCACAAAAAUAAUUUCAUCAUUAAACCCUGAAAACUUAAAAUUUUUUGCUGAUAACCCCCUUUUGGGGUUUUAGUCCUACCCACUUGUGUGUUCUUUUCAUUUGGUCAAAAUAGUGUUUUAUUUGUAUAGGUAUCUUCUAAGACUGGGAAGGUAGUUAUGUUCUUUAUGUUUUUCUUUUUAGAGCAGAUGUUUUGGGUUCUUAUUACUCAAGGAGUCAAAAACUUUCAUGAAAAAGAGCAGGGUUACUCAUGACUGUUUCUUAUACACUGAAAGCAUACAUCUAAUCUAAUAGUCUUCUUAUGCUUUUAGUUGUAUGAGUUCCUUUCUGUGAACUGAACACAAAACUCAGGAAUUGGUGGCUUAGUUUUUAGAUCAGUGGUUAUACUAGGCUUAGUAUGUGAAUCCUUUAAGACACGUAAUUAACUUUGUAUGUAGCCAUAUAUGUAAUUGACUUUGAAUGUUCCCUACCUGAGAUUAAUACUCCUUCAAACAUGGAUUCAUAAAAAUUGUGAUUUACAGUUCCCAGUUGUUUGAGAGCCUCAUGAUGGUUUCCAGGAUUUAAGAUCUUAUGACCACUUUUUUUUUCAUUUGAUCAAAAAUUUUAUUUUUUCACAUGAAAAUUUACAUGAGUAAUAAUUAUCGACAUGUGCAUUUGUUUUAGUUAUGCAAUGUACUAUGCCUUCAAUUAUCCACCAUUUAGUGAGGUGUAGCUGGCCCAGGAACAGAUAAUAAAUAGGGCAUGUGAAAUAAGUAAGUUUCAGCAAUAGCUGUUUCACUUGUAUUUCAUGUCAGUACUUUUUUGCAUCACUUUUAUAAAGGUACAGUGUAAUCCUUGUCACCAUUCCAUUGAAAAAGUUGGCCUUGUAAAAUACAACACUCAUUUAGUAUUCACGCUUUUGUGCCUUUAAGAAACUACUUUUUGUUAUUUUUGUGUUACAGAACUACAAUAUGAUUCUAAGUGUUUAUAGGCUUAACUGCCAUAAAGGGUCAUUUCUCUGUGUCAUUUUAUUUCCUUUUAUAUAGCUAUAGUAUAUUUAAACAGUAAUGCUGUACUUUUAUAAGGGUUUGUCUAUUUAACUAUUUCAAGUAUAUUCUUCACUCUCAGACAUCAUUGAAGUAGAUUUGUCAGAUUAUUCUGAGUAUUGUAAACAGUGCCUUUUUGAUGGAAUUCACACUGUUUUGGGUGUCAACUUGUGCCAUACUACACAUAAAAUUCUGUGGAAGGCAGUUUUAACUUUUUGAAGAAUAUCUUAGUCAACUACUUAAGAAAACAAAAUUCCAUUUUUUUCCGGUGUUUAGCAUUUCUAACGAGCAAUGAAUAUAUUUUUGAGUUUUUUUUUUUUUGGUUGAUAUACGGUGAUGAUGGCAAAAUUGAUGAGCCAUACCUGAUGCUGUAGAUGAUUUUGAAUUAUGUUAAAUGUACAGAAAUAAAAUACUAAUAUUAGCAUUUAUACCAAAUUUUCCAAUUUGAACCAGUAAGGGGUAACACCACACAAAUCACUGAGUUUACAUUUCAGCUUCUAUUUCAUGUGACUACAUGGAUAAAGAAAUUCUUUAAAAUGUAUAACCUGCCACUAUUGUGUCAUUUGACUUUAUGUAAUUUGACUUGAUUUUGUUUACGUAUAGUGUGUGAAUUUAGUAUAUUUAAGUUACUUUUUGUUACUCUUUAAUAUACUGUUUGUUUGGUUACAGUUUUUAAUUGAAGAUGGACUGUUAAAAUCGUAUAGGACCAGUGUCUGCUUAAUAUGAUUAACAUAUUUAGAAGAGCCACAAGAAACCCAUGACAAAAUGAAUGUGAACAUACUUUCUAAAAUGUUUAGAAAAUUUUAUCUUUUUGCAUUUAUCAUGUAAAAUUAUUUACUAUUACAAUAUUGAUGUUUAUUUAAAGAAAAAUGCCAUGAAACAUUUGAAUUGAUGAGCCACAGAAUUACUUCAGUUGAAAAUUUUUUCACUUUUUAGCAUGCUAAAUAUACAUUUAAGUUAAAUAUCCUGUUUAAUAGCUAUUUAUAAAUUCAGACACUACCACUGGUCAGUUUUGUAUAAUAGAGUAAAAAGUGUGUUAUCUGCAGUGUAAGUACAGCACACUGUCACAUCCUUUCCCUAAGGUGCAUAGUAGAUGUACAGAUAGUCAUAGGCAACUGUUUUGUAAUGUAUUACAUUUCUAAUCUAUUAUUCCUAACCUAUUAUAAAUGUUUGCAGAGACAAAAGAAUUGAAUUUUUCUAAUCUGUAAAAUUAUGCUAACUUCUACAGGUAGGCAUUCUGAAUAAAAUUCUAAAAA